Messenger RNA from Durusdinium trenchii, 1083 nucleotides. Lineage: Eukaryota; Dinophyceae; Suessiales; Symbiodiniaceae. The record is from the annotation of a GenBank genome assembly.
AUGUGCAAGGCAGGGAGACACUUCUUUGUUUGUUGUUUGCUCGCGCGUCACAGUGCGAUUCGGUCUGCAAAUGUGUUGUGUUCCUCAAGGCCAUAUCUCAUGGGACCUCGAGAUUGGUUUGCACGAGUGGAUACCAGUGUCCUCUUCUCAAAGAUGCAUCCCAUGCUCGAGCGCGUGGUUCGGGCCACGAUCAACAGCGUGUCGCGGCGCCAUUUCCCGUCCAUCUUGGUCAACAGCCGCUUGCCCAGCAAUGUGGAAGAGGAAUUGGUGGCUUUAGCUAUGGAGCAGGUGGAGGAAACCUUCCCAGAGAUGUGGGACAAGAUCGUGGACCUUCUUUGUGACUCCGAGCGAGGCCUGGACAAUGAUGGCAUGAUCGUCAGCGUCUUCACCCAGAACAAGGAGCUCCUGAAUCUUUUCUUCCUCUCUUUGGGGGAGAAGGAGUUUCGCUUCAUCGAGCGUUGUGGGGCAGCUCUUGGCUUUGUGUGCGGUCUCAUCCAGCUCAUGGCCUUCAACCACUUGGAUGCAACAGGUCGAAUGAUCCUCUUGCCGGGCACGGGCUUCUUCCUGGGCAUUUUCACCAACUGGCUUGCCAUCCAGAUGUGCUUCAAGCCCUGCUUCCCACGACCCAUCAAUGUUUGUGGGAAACACAUCUACACUAUCCAAGGGCUUUUUCUCAAGAGACAGAGGGAUGUUGCCGUUCUUUAUUCCAAAAUGCUGGUAGAUCACUUUUUUGACUUUGACAAGGUGGUGGAGUAUUUGCAGACUUUGCCGGUAUGGGCGGAUCUGCAUGAUGCAUACUGCCAAAACACCAACAAGAUGAUGAGAAAGACCAUGGGCCCGGUGACCGGAUGGAUAGCACGGCGGGUGGCGUUGGGCCCGGAGAAGUUCAAGGCCUUGGAGGAUGACUUGGUGGGAGCGUCUGCAGAACGCAUUGCGGAGUCAGACGAUCUUCACGAGGCUGCUGCCCAGUACAUCUCCGUUGCCACUGAUGUGUUCAGGUCCAAUGCCAGUGCCAUGCAAAGAAUGCCACCUGACGAGUUUGAGAAUCUGCUUCAUCCGGUCUUUCAAGAAGAUGAGCCUUGA